GAUAAAUUAAAUUUUUUAAAGGUGAUCGAAUUUUCUAAUUCAAAUUAUCCAGAGGCGCCACUGUCGCUAAUCCAUUCCAUUCCGAUCCAUUCUGAUUUGUGAACCCAUCCCCAUUCCAUUGCCGCCAUUGCCAUUUUUCAGUUCCUCCACAACAGACAUUCGUAGUCUGUGGUUCCUCCAAAACUUCCAUCUUUGAAAAAAAAUCACGAGUGUGGUGUGGUUUUAAAGUUUCAAUAACAUUUUAUAUCUUUAUAAUAUUUUGUUGCAUUUUUGAGUUCACUUAUUGGAUAUCAAGUGGCUACAAUUUUCGUAUGAAAAUUUAAGUUGUAUGGUCAAGGGAAUCAACAAUAAUUGAAGUUAUGUCGAUAUCAUCAUCAAUGUCUCUCGAUGAUGACGAGGAUAUUGCCGAAUUCGUGAAGUGUAGAAUUUGUAUACGAGAGUAUAAUGACAUAGAUAGAAAACCCAAGUUCCUGCCAUGUUCUCACACCCUUUGCCUUGAAUGCAUCAACAAAAUUUCAAAUGGGGAUUUUAUAAUCAUGUGUCCAUUCUGUCGGAAAGCUUGUGAAAUCCUGGAACUGCCAAAUAAUGUGUAUGCACUCCAAAUGCUCAAGCAAGAAAAGGAAAAGAAAAUUGGAAAAUUGUCAACAGAUUUGCUGGCUAUUACUGAACGUUCAUUGAAAAAUAUGUUCAUGGUUCAUAAAAGAAUUGAUGAUCAACUGGCUAAGACUAUGUCUUCAAUCAAUCUUGCUGGAGAGGAAAAUCGAAAACUUGUAGAAGAAAACAACUCAAACCUAACUAAAAUGAUUUCUCUCAUGGAAUUACUUAAAAAACAAUCCAUGAUCUCUCCCAACAGUGUGCCAACCGAGCUGUUCUUUUCAGGAAAUCUGCAUUCCAUGUUUAUACUCCGAUUGUACCAGUCAGGUAGAUUAAAAGGUGAAAUUCACAUCUGCCCUGUACCAACAUUUUAUCCAGACUUUGUGCAGAAACUUGGGGAAUUUUGUUACAGAUCCCCCAAGGAGUUUUGCAGUUCUGUUGACAAGGCCGUGGCUGGAGUCUUCGUUCUUUUUCCAAUGCUACACCCAGAGUUCCGACCCGUGGUUCCAAGUAUGACUGAGCAUAUGGAUUCCUGGACAGCAGCAGCUAAGGAUGUUGAUGAGGUCGGGAUCACCAUGGUUAAAGCGUCGGGUAAUAAAAUUACCGACUGGAGUUUGGUCUUUAUACUGGAAGAUGACGAAGAUUUUCAAAUGCACGAGAAUUUGCCACAAACAGUGACGAACAAUGAGGUCUUUGGUCGUGUUAUUCACCACCACAUGCUGGAACCUUUAGUCAGACUCAGUCUGACUAGCAAGUCUGACAGAGAGAACUACGUCAUGACUCUGGAAUCUCAAUAACAACCUAGAUUCACAAGAAAUACUACCUUUGCCUAUGAAGCCAAUAAUCGGUACGUGAUGUAAAGAUGUUCUUUAUCAAAAUAAUGAAAGUAGCUGACUUAGAAAUCAUCAAUCAAGAAGUGGACAUUUAAUGGUAAAUACUUAUCGGUGAUAUCUGUGAUGAUACUAUACUCCUUACCGGUUAAGAUACGUAUGCAAGACCAUUGAGUACAAUGAAGCAACUUCGAAAAUAAAUUUCGUGUCGUAAUCCAAUCCUCCGCUGAUAAGAAGAACAUUUAUGCACUGAAGCAAUUGAUACGAUGUGGGCAGUCUACUGUGAGAAAUGGCCACAGCAAACGACGUCGAAGAUUUCGUCAAUUGUGGAGUUUGUUUCUACCAAUUCGACGAUUUCGACAGGAAGCCCAAAUUUCUUCCAUGCGCUCAUACAGUAUGCCUUUCGUGUUUAAAGGAAAUGCGUAAAGGACACCUGAUUACUUGCCCAUUUUGUCGCGAAAUGAUCCUCAGCUUGGACGUCACCGGUUUACCCAACAACCCGUACGCUCUCCACAUGCUCAAAUUCAAAGAGAAGAAAGAGCCCCAAAACAUUGUUACACUUAUGGAAGUCAGCUGGUGUUCGACCUGUGAAUCGGCAGAGAAACCAGGAUGUACUCCAUCUGGUCACUCUUCUGUCAACAUGACGGCCGACACGAUCAAGAACUUGGAAUCCCUUCUAAAAUUAAAAGAAGAACUUUUGAAAAUGAAAGACAUUGGGACAAACAAAUUGGCCAUGGCGAUACAAGAACGGAGAAAAGUACAAGAACAGCUUGCUCUGAUCAAGAAAUCCGUCCAGAGUUCAGAAGAAGAAGUACAGAAACUUCAAGAUGACAACAACCUGCGCUUGGCUGAAUGGAUUUCGAUAUUGGAAGGAAGCGGAUCAAAAGAUGGUGCCCAGGAUGGUCAACCGAAGAAAGAAUUGUUCUUUUCAGAAUUGAUGUCGUUGGUUGAUGGUUCGACCGAAGAAGAUACAACAGAGACCUUGAAAGAGAAGAUGGAAAAAUUGAUCGAGCUGUAUGAGCGAAAUUAUUGUGAAGCAACCGCAAUAGCCUCCGAGUACGAACUCCGCAAGAAAUUGAAAAUAGCUGUCCAUCUGUUGGAUGAAAAUGACAGGCGAAUUCCAACUGUUCCUUGGCUAGAAGAAGGAUUCCGUUUCCAACCGCUCUGUCCAGCUUUGAAAGGAUCUCAAGUCCGACAAGAUUCCCAGUUGCUAUCGCAUGCCGUUUUUUCAUUACUGGAAAGGCAAAAGAUUUCAUUGAAAAAUGAGCUGCGACCAAAAACGGCCAGUGCUGUUAUUUCUCCAGCGUUAUCUCCAUCCGCAUUGCAAAAUGAACACCAGAAACGUACCAUGGUAGCUGCUAAAAUACUAAGCGUAUCUCUGCCGGUCUCUGUACCAGCAAAUGGAACGAAAUUCGUCUUGGGACAGUCGUCUGUUUUUAUUCUGCGAUGGUUUCAGUCUGGUUCUCUAAAGGGUGAAAUUUUUAUUCGUCCCGUGCCCACAUUUCACUUGGAUUUUGUGCAGAAAUUGGGCGAAUUCUGUUACAAAUCCCCAAAGGUUUUUUGUAAUAGCGUCGAUCAGGAUAAGUUUGGAGUGUUCGUCUUAUUUCCAAUGGGACAUCUUCAAUUCCAGCCUGUAAUUCCCAGUAUGAUCGACCUUGGUAAUCAGAGAUCCCACUGCAACCCAAAAGCGGAAAACGUCGAUGAGGUCGGUGUCACCAAUUUGAUUCUGUCCUCCGACGGAAAUAACAACGCCAUCACCGGAUGGAGCUUCAUGUUCCCGUUUGCACAUUUCCGAAACCCAAAGUACGAAAUGCACGUGAAAAAUGUAUCUUCCAACGAGCUAUUUGGUCGUGUGGCCUCCCACCGCUCGGGAUUGGAACCUGCUCAUUUACAUGAGAACUACGUCAUAACUAUGGAAUCCCAGUAAGGUAUGAGUCCUAAUUUACGAGUUUUUAAUAAUGUAGUGCUUCAAACUGGAAUGUGAACUGUAUACUCCAGUGUGUGAAACUAGUUCAGGCAAAAUACAGUCGCAAUUUCAUUUCACGUGAUAAUAUUGGAUUAGUAGAGAAAUUCUAAUAAAAACGAUAGUCAACUUGAAAUCAAGACAAAGGUUCGGACCACUCAAAAUGACGCAUAAGACGAUAAAAACUGAAAGCUGCAGUUUAAAGAAUGUUUGUGCUUUAGUCUUUACCGACUGAUAAAAUCUACUAAAUGUUUUAGACGUAUAGAUGUUGUGACUCAUUU
Messenger RNA from Daphnia pulicaria, 3668 nucleotides. RefSeq lists its product as uncharacterized. The transcript is spliced from 8 exons. Lineage: Eukaryota; Metazoa; Arthropoda; Branchiopoda; Diplostraca; Daphniidae. The record is from RefSeq and is a predicted model, not a curated record. The coding region runs from base 1714 to 3351 and encodes 545 amino acids.